UGUGUUUCUGUGGUUACGGUUUGCGGAACGGCUGCGUGCUUGUGAUUUGUUCUUGCAUAACUUUUAUUGACUGAAACGAAAGGCAUCGCUUAUUUAGCAGACCGGGGCUUCUUAAUAAUGCAACGUUAUGCACAUAGAUUUAAUCAGCUUUCAAAUGCAACACAAGGACUCUCAUCAAUGGAAAGUGAUGGCUGGAAAACAGAGGACAGAGAUUAUCCUUAUUCAGCCCAUGAUAACAGGGCUACAUUACAAAGCAGCAUUGAAGCAUAUGACAAUGGAUUGGGCCGCAAGAAGUUCCUGGGUGAGAAGAGACAGCAUAACUCCCAUUUCUGCUUAAGCCAUGACGGCACUGCUAGGAAUGAUCGGACCCAGGGCUUCUCAGCCUAUCAGACGGACUACCGGGGUUGCCAGGAGACAGACGGCGUGUACAGCAGGCGAUUUCCCAGAAACCACUUGGAGAGGACCCGUGGAGCGGCGGCCCAGGCAGACGCGGGCUUCAUGUGGUUUGGAAGGCACGACUCGAAAGGCUGCGCACCCCUCGGAGUCCUGGCCGCCGCCAAUUUAUCCUGUCUGCGAAACCCAGGGGGAACCUCCACUGGAGCUGAUAAUGCAAUCAUUGAGCUAUGAGGUACUGAGUAGUUUAGUUUAUAUUCACUAAAUAUAGCAAAUCAGCGAAGCUUUAAUGUGCCCUGGAAAAUAUUAGCUCAUAGAAAGUUGCCAUCUUGAAAUGUUGGGACAGAAAUGAAGAAAAAACUAGGGACUGAAAUGAUUCUCUCUCUGUGAAUCUCUGUAGGACUCUUAACUUGACUGUUUCACAAAUAAAAAUACAGGAGGCAUGUUGAGACAGGA
Anguilla anguilla (European eel) is the source of this 849-nucleotide messenger RNA. RefSeq names its product testis expressed 36 (gene tex36). The coding region runs from base 118 to 627 and encodes 169 amino acids. NCBI's taxonomy places the organism in Eukaryota, Metazoa, Chordata, Actinopteri, Anguilliformes, Anguillidae. The record is from RefSeq and is a predicted model, not a curated record. The transcript has 3 exons.